ACAGAACCCUUUCAGCUUUAAAGUAGUUCGUAAAAGCUGAAGUAGCUCAUAGUGUCCCUCCUGACAUGGAUUAGGUGGUCACCCUAAAAACGUGUCAGAACCAAAACUCACCAACUGACCGCAGCUUUCACAUCGUGGCAUACAGUUUUGCAAGACGAUAUUUUAAAACACUUUGAUACUAUCUCACAUCAGUCUUCAGUCUAUUCCUCCUCAGCAGGCAAAUUAAUAUUAACCCUCAAAAUGGGUGGAUUAGGCAAACUACGCGAAUUCGGGUUCUUGAGGUGGUUACGGGAAGAAAGACAAUCGAGGAGGUUAAUUCUGUUGAUUGUCUUCAUCGCUUUGCUACUGGAUAAUAUGCUGCUUACGGUAGUCGUUCCCAUCAUCCCUAGUUACCUGUACACAGCAGCUAAAGAGGGAAUGGCUGUGAAGAACCACACACCUUCCUUGGACUACUCCCCAAGUAGCUUUCAAACCAUCAUGUCACUCUACGACAAUUCCACCAGGGUAACUGGAGGCACAGUGCAGGGGCUGUCUGGUCAAGUGGUCGCCACUGCACCCGUCACCUUUGGCAAUGACACAGAAGAAAACUGCCACAAGGAUGACAAGACGCUCCUCAAUGAGAAUGUCAAAGUGGGACUGCUGUUUGCCUCCAAAGCCACUGUGCAGCUGAUCACCAACCCAUUCAUUGGGCCACUGACGAAUCGAAUAGGAUACCAGAUUCCCUUGUUUGCUGGGUUUUGCAUCAUGUUCAUUUCCACCAUUAUGUUUGCUUUCUCGAAAAGCUACACUCUGCUGUUUUUCGCUCGAUCUCUGCAAGGUGUCGGAUCAUCCUGCUCCUCUGUUGCUGGGAUGGGGAUGCUGGCCAGUGUGUACACUGAUGAUGAGGAGAGAGGAAACGCCAUUGGAAUAGCUCUGGGUGGACUUGCAAUGGGCGUGCUGGUUGGACCUCCUUUUGGAAGUGUAAUGUAUGAAUUUGUUGGGAAGACGGCUCCCUUCCUCAUCUUGGCAUUGCUCGCUGUCCUGGAUGGAGCCCUUCAACUUUUUGUCUUUCAGCCCUCGAAAGUGCAACCAGAGAGCCAGAAGGGAACCUCGUUGCUGACCCUCAUGCAAGAUCCUUAUAUUCUCAUUGCUGCGGGGUCCAUUUGCUUUGCAAACAUGGCGAUUGCCAUGCUGGAACCCGCACUGCCAAUCUGGAUGAUGGAGACUAUGUGUUCCCCAAAAUGGCAGCUAGGCGUUGCAUUUGUGCCUGCCAGUGUCUCCUACCUUAUUGGAACCAACAUAUUUGGUGUUCUUGCACACAAAAUGGGAAGGUGGCUGUGUGCUCUCAUAGGGAUGCUUCUCGUGGGGAUUAGCAUUCUCUGUGUACCAUUUGCUAAAAGCAUCUAUGGACUGAUAAUACCCAAUUUUGGUGUUGGUUUUGCCAUCGGCAUGGUGGACUCCUCUAUGAUGCCGAUAAUGGGCUACCUCGUCGACCUUCGCCACGUGUCUGUGUAUGGCAGCGUGUACGCCAUCGCGGAUGUUGCUUUUUGCAUGGGCUUUGCUUUAGGUCCGUCGACUGGGGGUGCCAUCGCCCGUAGUAUCGGGUUCCCCUGGCUAAUGACCAUCAUUGGCAUUGUGGAUAUCCUGUUUGCCCCUCUCUGCUUUUUCCUCAGGAAUCCAGCUGCUAAGGAAGAGAAAAUGGCAAUCUUAAUGAACCACGACUGUCCAAUGAAGACGCGAAUGUACACAACGCAGGACUCACAGCACUAUCAGAUGGGAGAGGAGAUGGAGACAGAAAGUGAUGAGUAGCCGAGGAAGCCACACAUGUACGUGACCUUUUACAGAAAAAAAAAAAGAAGAGCCAUUUGUGUGUGAUCAUUCCCCCCUAGCUCUUCUUACUGUUCCAUGUCACUAUAGUAUUCCACCUACUCAGACCAAAGCGGUUUGUCCUUGUCCAUUGUGACAUGCACACAUAAUUACAGAUGUCAAGAUAGUGGAACCCUGAAUUCCCUCUCAGGGUGAAGUGCUGUGUGAUGUUAUAUGUGACUUCAGCUCGCUCUCUGGCCACAGAAACUCUAAAGGUUGCGCUUUGGUUAACUGGUGAUGAAAUCCGUGAUAUUUCCAAAAUAACUGUUUAAGUAAGAACAAAGCCUGUGUGAUUAGCAUUGAUGUUGCUUUUGAAAGGAUGAUAUUUGAAUCUGGCACUUUAAAGACAUUCAGUGAAGGCUCUGUGCAGUUAAUAUGCUUUUUGGUAAAAUUAGAUUUGGUAAUGCCAGUAUGUUUUCUGCUUUGUUGGCAUUCACUGCAUAAAGCAGGUGUUGUCAAAAUCAAAUGUUAUCCUGUACAGUUACAUGGUGCCCAAUUUUAAUGUAAAAUGUUCUCGUCUUUAUUACAUGUUUAAAGAGACUAUUUGCUUACCUUGAAAUGGGCCUUAAAUAUUUAACUUGUUUGCGCAAUCAGGGGAAAAAUUUUAAAAAGGAUUUAUCUUCUUGUGCAAUCAUUAAAAUCUAUUUUGUUGGGAGAAAUAUUUUGUUGAGGUUAAAUCACAUCACAUUUACUGCUUCUGUGAGGCUGGGGUGCAUCUUAACCUUCAAAAUGAAAACGGCAUUCUUGUGAUAUAUCAAAGAUUCUUUACAAAUUUGCUGUUGAAUCUCCAGCUACACGUCUGCCCCCAUGUCAGUAGGUACUGGUUCUUCUUCCCCCUGCAAAUACACCUGGUAGGAAGUAAACAUUUAUACAGCAACGAGUAGCAUUUUAGCAUGCAUGUGAAAAAUAACAGAGCACACACUCAAGCAAGUUUGCUUCACUGCUGGAAAUAAAUUACACUGGUCAACAAAAACUAUGUCACAAAACAGCUAAGGGGCAUUUUUAUGUACUUGUUUAUCCCCCAGCUCCCUUUGCAGUUCAUAGACCCUUAAGAGGGAUAUUCCUGAGGCCAAGUACAGCAGGUCAUACAAUUCCAUCAUGCACAUAUACAUAUUUAACAGCGUGUGACAACAUCCUUGUAUGACAGGGAAAUUCUGAUUAGAUAUUUUAAUCAAGCAAAAAUAUUUUAAGAUUCACCUAUUUUGAUUUGUGUGACAAAAAGACAGUAAAAAUUUGUUGACCAGUGUUAACUAGACCACUUUCGCAAACAAUAAAACUGACCCAGAAUUUUUGACCAUUUAAACGGACAGAUUACUUUCCAGGACUUACCAGGUAUGCAUAGUCUUUUACAUUUAUAUGUAGGUCACGUGUGCUUUUGCACGUGGAGUAAAAGGUUGCAUUUCUUCAUUAUCUUAUUUGCUCACCCUGAUUUAAAGGUAUCUUGAAGUGCAAUACUGCGUCACAUUGCGUUGAUCAAAAUGUCAAUACUCACUUCUGAGGUACAUAAAUGUGUCUGACCAGCAGACACCUGCUCCCUUGAUAUUGAUUUAGAAGCAGGGCAUCAUGCACAUUUCUCCCAUGAGUCAAUAGUACUCGCAAAAGCAUUUUCCCUACUAAUAAAGACAGAUAUCAUAACACAUUUGUGCUCCUGCUCUUGGCUCUAGGUUCCUAAAUGAGUAGUUUCCUAAUGCUUAAUUAACCAAGCUAUUUAUGCAGCACGCCUGGAUAGUGUGAUAGACACAUAAGCUUUUUACAUUGCCAUUUAACACAUUUUCUCUCAGAUAUUGAGUGUCCUUUCCCUGUUCAAUUUUAGCAUGGCAGAAGUGAAAAUACUGACUCUACUCUUGGGCAAGAGCCCUGAGAAAUAACAGGAACAGUGAAGUAUUCAAAGGACAUUUAAUAGCAACCACCCAUGAUUGCUCUUUAGCAUUUACUGUAACUGGUUAAUGACAGGUCCACAGUUAUUGCUAUGUAUGUAUCCAUCAUAAUGACAAAAUGGAUGUCUAUCACUAUAGAGUGACAUUUCUCAUACAUCAAAAAAACAAACAGAUCAAUACUAAAACCCUACUUUAAUCGACUCCCUAAUGACCUCUACUGCAAACCUAUUUGAAAGUUUAUGAAAGCUCAGUCAAAAUGGCCACCGUAAUCAUGUAAUUUGUACACGUGGUUAGAAUCUUGUUUUCGUUACACAUUCAUUGUCUUAUGGAGAUUAGCAUAUAUUUUAGAGUUUGUUGUUUGGUAAAAGAAAUUUAGCACAUAUAAAAAUUAAAUGGAUGUGUAUGUGUGUGUAUGCCUUCUAAUCUGUGAGUCCUUGGUUUGUAUUUGUACUACAUGAAAUAUUAAGUAACCUGUACAAAAAGACAUCUGUGAAAUUGUACUUUUAACCAGGAAAUUGGUUAAUUCAAAGGUGUAAUGGUGUGCUUGUAUUCUGUAUAUUAAUAUUUAAUACAGGGGAAUGCAGCAAUGUUGUACAACUAUAUGUCAUUUGUGUGGAAUGUUUAGAAAAUUAAGUGGAUUAAAGAAUGUAGAAUCCAGUUUAAAAUGUA
Molecule: messenger RNA, 4391 nt
Organism: Paramormyrops kingsleyae
Lineage: Eukaryota; Metazoa; Chordata; Actinopteri; Osteoglossiformes; Mormyridae
Gene: slc18a2
Product: solute carrier family 18 member 2
Biological process (GO): transmembrane transport; xenobiotic transport; aminergic neurotransmitter loading into synaptic vesicle
Cellular component (GO): terminal bouton; synaptic vesicle membrane
Molecular function (GO): serotonin:sodium:chloride symporter activity; xenobiotic transmembrane transporter activity
Source: RefSeq, a predicted model, not a curated record